This is a messenger RNA of Magnolia sinica, 681 nucleotides long. RefSeq lists its product as uncharacterized. The record is from RefSeq and is a predicted model, not a curated record. Lineage: Eukaryota; Viridiplantae; Streptophyta; Magnoliopsida; Magnoliales; Magnoliaceae. The transcript has 3 exons. Bases 1 to 681 code for a protein of 226 amino acids.
AUGGCCCGACAAGCUGAUGCUUUUAUCGCUAUUCCUGAUGGACAUAAAGGUCAAGACAAAUCAAAUCAACAGAACUCAGUUUCUUCAGGAGAUGCUUUGUUUCUUGUGCAUUGGAAAGACAGGCACCAUAUUGUUUCAAUAGCCCAAGCAGAGCAGGAGCAUGCGAGUGCCCUUCUUCGAAAGUUCAAACAGCUCGAUCCUCUUCGUUUCCAGAGCGAACCAGAUCUGACAGCAGCCGAGAGGUGGCACUCCGAUGUGGAGAAGUUUUUUGAUACUAUGGCAUGUACGACUCAGGAGUGGGUCCGGUUGGCAGUAUUUAUUCUCCAGGGCGAGGCUGAGCACUGGUGGACCUCCAUUACCCAUGUUGAAGGGCCCGACUUUGUCUGGACAUGGGAGGAUUUCGUAGACCGAUUCGAGCAGCAAUACUUCCCCGACUGCAUUCGUCGUCAGAGAGCAUUAGAGUUCGAGACUCUGGUGCAGGGGGACAUGUCCGUGGCACAGUAUGCGGCUCGUUUUGUGGCAUUAUCGAGGUUUGCACCGUAUUUGGUUAGUGACGAGAGGCAAAAGGCCCGCUAUUUUGAGAAAUGCUUACGUUACGGUCUUCGAGACCUUGUUAUUGGGCAUGAACUCCCGACUUUCCAAGCAGUAGUACGGAGGACCCAGAGUUACGAGAGUGAGUGA